AUGUACCUGCUCCACAUGUGCUUCCCAAGGAGAUGCCGUCAUUGUGUGCAACUGACUUGUCUGGAAACUGUCCGGAAAUAUAGAGAAGCACUUACUGCCCUGACGUAUUCGAAGCCAAAGCCUGAAGUAGAAGAGCCUGAGGCAAAAGUAUCUCAGAGCGGAAGUAGGCCAAAGCCUGAAGUAGAAGAGCCUGAGGCAAAAGUAUCUCAGAGCGGAAGUAGGCCAAAGCCUGAAGUAGAAGAGCCUGAGGCAAAAGUAUCUCAGAGCGGAAGUAGGCCAAAGCCUGAAGUAGAAGAGCCUGAGGCAAAAGUAUCUCAGAGCGGAAGUAGGCCAAAGCCUGAAGUAGAAGAGCCUGAGGCAAAAGUAUCUCAGAGCGGAAGUAGGCCAAAGCGAGAAGUAGUCGAGCCUGACGCAGAAGUAUCUCAGAGCGGAAGUAGGCCAAAGCCUGAAGUAGAAGAGCCUGAGGCAAAAGUAUCUCAGAGCGGAAGUAGGCCAAAGCCUGAAGGAGAAGUAGUCGAGCCUAAGGCAGAAGUAUCUCAGAGCGGAAGUAGGCCAAAGCGAGUAGUCGAGCCUGACGCAGAAGUAUCUCAGAGCGGAAGUAGGCCAAAGCCUGAAGGAGAAGUAAUCGAGCCUGAGGCAGAAGUAUCUCAGAGCGGGAAUAGGCCAAAGCCUGAAGGAGAAGUAGUUGAGCCUGAGGCAGAAGUAUCUCAGAGUGGAAGUAGGCCAAAGCCUGAGGUGGAAGUAAUUGAGAGCCAAAGCCUGAAGGAAACAGUGAAUAGUGAUAGAAGUGGAAGGCAGAAACCUUGUGAAGAAGAAGUAGGCUAUUGAGCGACUGUUACAGGCCAUUAUUCAUGUUACAGGCCAUUAUUCAUAAGCUGCCCCUCAGUAAAUCAUUGUCGGGGUUCAUUCCAGGGCUGUUGCCCCACGUUAGUGAGAGCGCCCCCUGCCGCCAAUAUGUGAGCGGAGCAGCUCGAGCCAACAGCAGCCGUGAAGUCUAAGGGAAGGAAACAUGAGAGAAUUUACUCUGCUCAUCCGGUACAGCGGCCAUGAGACUCGGCCUCCCUUCCCAGAGAGUCGGCUCAGCUCAUUCCCAGCUAAACAAGUGUUUUACAUGACUUUAUAUAGCGGAUCCCCUGAAGGGGAGGAGACAAGGUCGGUGGGUCACAGAUCAGACCUGUCAGAAUGUGCCGUCACGUGAUCUGAUCGAUGCAGAAGAAACGAAACUCUUCCGCGCGUACUGAGCAACGGUUGCCAUGGGCCAGCAGCUAAAUCACCAUUGGCUGCUUAUUAACCAAUCGCAGAAAGAUGAGACUAAGCGAUAAGAAACUGACCCAAACCGCUACCUGCCCGAAUUGGUUUGAAAAAAGAGCGCGCUGAGAUGACAGGGACACGGAGAACUCCAGGAAUUCAAACAAACAAACAUGUAGAACGUUUAGUUGUCACUGUGUGAGUCGCUCUUGUCUCUCUCCGGUCUAAAUGUAUUGUGUCCAAUCACAGCCGCUGUCUGUACUGCAGGGGCGGGGCUUGUCAGGAUGGAGAGAUCGACUGGAGCAUCACUGACACAAUGACUGAGCGGGAAAUCAGAGGUGAGUACUGGCCCUCCCCCCAUAUACUGACACAUGAGACACAUCAGACCCCCACAAGCAGCACUGGCCGACCCCCAUGAGGAGCUUUAGAUGUCAUUAUCACAAGAGGAUUAUAUAGUGAAUAAAGUACCCCCUCUUGUAA
Xenopus laevis (African clawed frog) is the source of this 1728-nucleotide messenger RNA. Its product is annotated as basic salivary proline-rich protein 3-like. NCBI's taxonomy places the organism in Eukaryota, Metazoa, Chordata, Amphibia, Anura, Pipidae. The transcript is spliced from 2 exons. The record is from RefSeq and is a predicted model, not a curated record. Bases 1 to 828 code for a protein of 275 amino acids.